Bufo gargarizans (Asiatic toad) is the source of this 3951-nucleotide messenger RNA. RefSeq lists its product as uncharacterized. Lineage: Eukaryota; Metazoa; Chordata; Amphibia; Anura; Bufonidae. Bases 2 to 2974 code for a protein of 990 amino acids. The record is from RefSeq and is a predicted model, not a curated record. The transcript is spliced from 2 exons.
CAUGACCGUAUUUGUAUCCGUGUCCAAUCAACAUCUAUGGGUCCACAUCUCUGUGUCUGUUCAGCAAAAAGUGAAGGGGAAGUGCGAGGGCCCACUACUGUGCAGGGGAAGUGCGAGGGCCCAGUACUGUGCAGGGGAGGAGCAGGGGCCCACUACAGUGCAGGGGAAGUGCGAGGGCCCACUACUGUGCAGGGGAAGUGCGAGGGCCCACUACUGUGCAGGGGAAGUGCGAGGGCCCAGUACUGCGCAGGGGAAGCGCGAGGGCCCACUACUGCGCAGGGGAAGUGCGAGGGCCCACUACUGCGCAGGGGAAGUGCGAGGGCCCAUUACAGUGCAGGGGAAGUGCGAGGGCCCACUACUGUGCAGGGGAAGUGCGAGGGCCCAUUACAGUGCAGGGGAAGUGCGAGGGCCCACUACAGUGCAGGGGAGGAGCAGGGGCCCACUACUGUGCAGGGGAAGUGCGAGGGCCCACUACUGUGCAGGGGAAGUGCGAGGGCCCACUACUGUGCAGGGGAAGUGCGAGGGCCCACUACUGUGCAGGGGAAGUGCGAGGGCCCACUACUGUGCAGGGGAAGUGCGAGGGCCCAGUACUGUGCAGGGGAGGAGCAGGGGCCCACUACAGUGCAGGGGAAGUGCGAGGGCCCACUACUGUGCAGGGGAAGUGCGAGGGCCCACUACUGUGCAGGGGAAGUGCGAGGGCCCACUACUGUGCAGGGGAAGUGCGAGGGCCCACUACUGUGCAGGGGAAGUGCGAGGCCCCAGUACUGUGCAGGGGAGGAGCAGGGGCCCACUACAGUGCAGGGGAAGUGCGAGGGCCCACUACAGUGCAGGGGAAGUGCGAGGGCCCACUACAGUGCAGGGGAAGUGCGAGGGCCCACUACUGUGCAGGGGAAGAGCGAGGGCCCACUACUGUGCAGGGGAAGUGCGAGGGCCCACUACAGUGCAGGGGAAGUGCGAGGGCCCACUACUGUGCAGGGGAGGAGCGAGGGCCCACUACUGUGCAGGGGAAGUGCGAGGGCCCACUACAGUGCAGGGGAAGUGCGAGGGCCCACUACAGUGCAGGGGAAGUGCGAGGGCCCACUACUGUGCAGGGGAAGUGCGAGGGCCCACUACUGUGCAGGGGAAGCGCGAGGGCCCACUACUGUGCAGGGGAAGCGCGAGGGCCCACUACUGUGCAGGGGAAGUGCGAGGGCCCACUACUGUGCAGGGGAAGCGCGAGGGCCCACUACUGCGCAGGGGAAGUGCGAGGGCCCACUACUGUGCAGGGGAGGAGCGAGGGCCCACUACUGUGCAGGGGAAGUGCGAGGGCCCACUACUGUGCAGGGGAAGUGCGAGGGCCCACUACAGUGCAGGGGAAGUGCGAGGGCCCACUACUGUGCAGGGGAAGUGCGAGGGCCCACUACUGUGCAGGGGAAGUGCGAGGGCCCACUACUGUGCAGGGGAAGUGCGAGGGCCCACUACUGUGCAGGGGAAGUGCGAGGGCCCACUACUGUGCAGGGGAAGAGCGAGGGCCCACUACUGUGCAGGGGAAGUGCGAGGGCCCACUACUGUGCAGGGGAAGUGCGAGGGCCCACUACUGUGCAGGAGAAGUGCGAGGGCCCAGUACUGUGCAGGGGAGGAGCAGGGGCCCACUACAGUGCAGGGGAAGUGCGAGGGCCCACUACAGUGCAGGGGAAGUGCGAGGGCCCACUACAGUGCAGGGGAAGUGCGAGGGCCCACUACUGUGCAGGGGAAGUGCGAGGGCCCAGUACUGUGCAGGGGAAGUGCGAGGGCCCACUACUGUGCAGGGGAAGAGCGAGGGCCCACUACUGUGCAGGGGAAGCGCGAGGGCCCACUACUGCGCAGGGGAAGCGCGAGGGCCCACUACUGCGCAGGGGAAGCUCGAGGGCCCACUACUGUGCAGGGGAAGCUCGAGGGCCCACUACUGUGCAGGGGAAGCGCGAGGGCCCACUACUGUGCAGGGGAAGAGCGAGGGCCCACUACUGUGCAGGGGAAGCGCGAGGGCCCACUACUGUGCAGGGGAAGCGCGAGGGCCCACUACUGUGCAGGGGAAGCUCGAGGGCCCACUACUGCGCAGGGGAAGCGCGAGGGCCCACUACUGCGCAGGGGAAGCGCGAGGGCCCACUACUGCGCAGGGGAAGCGCGAGGGCCCACUACUGCGCAGGGGAAGUGCGAGGGCCCACUACUGUGCAGGGGAAGUGCGAGGGCCCAGUACUGUGCAGGGGAAGUGCGAGGGCCCACUACUGUGCAGGGGAAGAGCGAGGGCCCACUACUGCGCAGGGGAAGCGCGAGGGCCCACUACUGCGCAGGGGAAGCGCGAGGGCCCACUACUGCGCAGGGGAAGCUCGAGGGCCCACUACUGCGCAGGGGAAGCUCGAGGGCCCACUACUGUGCAGGGGAAGCGCGAGGGCCCACUACUGUGCAGGGGAAGAGCGAGGGCCCACUACUGUGCAGGGGAAGCGCGAGGGCCCACUACUGCGCAGGGGAAGCGCGAGGGCCCACUACUGCGCAGGGGAAGCGCGAGGGCCCACUACUGCGCAGGGGAAGCGCGAGGGCCCACUACUGCGCAGGGGAAGCGCGAGGGCCCACUACUGCGCAGGGGAAGCGCGAGGGCCCACUACUGUGCAGGGGAAGCGCGAGGGCCCACUACUGUGCAGGGGAAGCGCGAGGGCCCACUACUGUGCAGGGGAAGUGCGAGGGCCCACUACUGUGCAGGGGAAGUGCGAGGGCCCACUACUGUGCAGGGGAAGUGCGAGGGCCCACUACUGUGCAGGGGAAGUGCGAGGGCCCACUACUGUGCAGGGGAAGUGCGAGGGCCCACUACUGUGCAGGGGAAGUGCGAGGGCCCACUACUGUGCAGGGGAGGAGCGAGGGCCCAUUAUGGUGCAGGAGAAGAGCCAGGGCCCACUACAGUGCAGGGGAGGAGGGAGGGCCCACUACAGUGAACAGGAUGAGUGAGGGCCCACUACAGUGAAGGGGCAAUGUGAGGGUCCACUACUGUGCAAGGGAGGAGGAAGGGCCCAUUACGGUGCAGGAGAAGAGUGAGGGCCUUCUACGGUAAAGGGGAAGAGCGAGGGUCCUCUACGAUGCAGGGGAAGAGCGAGGGUCCUCUACGAUGCAGGGGAAGAGCGAUGGCCCACUACAGUGCACGGGAGGAGCGAGGGUCCUCUACAGUCAAGAGGCAAUGUGAGGGUCCACUACUGUGCACGAGAAGAGCGAGGGCCCACUACAGUGCACAGGAGAAACAAGGGCCCACAAUGGUGCAGGGUAGGAGCAAGGGUUCUCCAUGGUGCAGGGGAAGAGCGAGGGUCCCCCAUGGUGCAGGGUAGGAGCAAGGGUUCUCCAUGGUGCAGGGGAAGAGCGAGGGUCCCCCAUGGUGCAGGGUAGGAGCAAGGGUUCUCCAUGGUGCAGGGGAAGAGCGAGGGUCCCCCAUGGUGCAGGGGAAGAGCAAGGGUUCUCCAUGGUGCAGGGGAAGAGCGAUGGUCCCCCAUGGUGCAGGGGAAGAGUGAGGGUCCCCCAUGGUGCAGGGGAAGAGCGAUGGUCCCCCAUGGUGCAGGGGAAGAGCGAGGGUCCCCCAUGGUGCAGGGGAAGAGCGAGGGUCCCCCAUGGUGCAGGGGGGGAGCGAGGGUCCCCCAUGGUGCAGGGGGGGAGCGAGGGUCCCCCAUGGUGCAGGGGGGGAGCGAGGGUCCUCCAUGGUGCAGGGGGGGAGCGAGGGCCCUCUAUGGUGCAGGGGAGGAGCGAGGGCCCUCCACGGUGCGGGGAAAGAGCGAGAGUCCACUAAAGUGGAGAGGAAGGGUGAGGGUCUACUACAUUGGGGGGGAAAGUCCAUUGCAGAGAGGGGGGGGGGGGUAUCUCCUAUACUUGGCAAAGACAGGAAGAUCUGAAUGUUUGUUCUUUCUGAAGGCUCAUCCAGGAGCAACAUGGCUGCAUACACCUGAAAUAUCCAAGAGC